AAGAUCAUUCCGCUUUUGUUAUUAUGGAUCGAAGUUUAUACGCCAUGAUUUUGUAACGCCAUUGCUUCAUAAAAUGUUGUGUCUACAGCGGUACGUUUUAAACAGAGCGGUCCAUUUACGAAGAUGGAAUUUAUAUGAAAAAUCCGUCCGUUUGUUGUCUUCUUCCCACGACGAUGUACAAGCCGGAGUUCCCUACGAGCAAACUUUGCAAUCUUCCAAGGAAGACAAGACGGUACAAUCUCUUCCCAGCGAUGCGGAUGUUGUUGUCAUUGGCGGUGGUUCUCUUGGAUGCAGUACGCUUUAUCAUCUAGCUUCCAUGGGAGUUUCUAAUGCUAUUCUACUGGAGAAAGAUCAGCUUACUGCAGGUACAACGUGGCACAGUGCUGGCCUGGUAUGGAGACUCCGCCCCUCUGACCAAGAAGUAGAAUUGAUUGGACACACUAGACAUCUAGCAAGAGAUGUUCUUGAGCAAGAAACUGGUGUGUUUCCAGGSUGGAUUGAGAAUGGAGGUCUUUUUAUUGCUAAUAACAAAGAAAGACUUGAUGAGUACCAACGCCUUAUGACUCUUGGUAAAGCCUUUGGUGUGGAAUCUUUUGUWUUAAAUCCAGAAGAGACCAAAGAACUCUAUCCUUUGAUGAACGUCAGUGACUUGUAUGGUACGCUAUACAGCCCUGGAGAUGGUACUAUUGACCCUGCUGGAUGGGCAGCGGCAUUGAGUAGGGGUGCAAUUAACAAAGGUGCAAAGGUAUUCGAAAAUUGCAGAGUGACAGGAAUCACAACAGAGGUCGAUGACUUUGGCAUGCGUCGUGUCACAGGGGUCGAUACAACAAGCRGUCAUGUCAAAACCAAGAAUGUUGUCAACUGCAGUGGGGUUUGGUCACCUUAUAUUGGCUCUUUAGCUGCCGUCAAUGUGCCACUUUGUGCAAUGUAUCAUGCUUAUAUUGUAACAGAACGAAUUGAAGGGAUUCAAAAAAUGCCUAAUGUCAGAGAUCACGAUGCCUCAGUUUACYUGAAACUGCAAGGAGAUGGACUGUCUGUUGGUGGCUAUGAGCAAAAUCCAAUAUUUUGGGAAAAGGUUAAGAAUGAGUUCGCUUUCAGCCUGUUUGACCUUGACUGGGACGUGUUUAGUGUCCAYAUUGAAGGUGCAUGCAACAGAGUUCCCAUCAUUGAACAAACCGGCAUUAAAUCAACAGUAUGCGGRCCAGAAUCCUUUACGGCAGAUCACAAACCUCUCAUGGGGGAAGUCCCUGAACUGAGGGGCUUCUACCUCGGGUGUGGCUUUAAUUCGUCAGGUAUUAUGCUUGCUGGAGGAUGUGGUAGAGAGCUUGCACGAUGGAUUGUUAAUGGACACCCUGAUUUGGAUCUCUAUGGAUAUGACAUCAGACGGUUUCAUUCGUCGAUGACUGACAACCAAAGGUGGAUCUGGGAAAGAAGUCAUGAGUCAUACGCAAAAAACUACUCCAUGGUCUUUCCUCAUGAUGAACCAUUGGCUAGUAGAAACAUGAGAUGUGAUCCUUUCCAUAAGGUAUUAUUGGAUGCAGGGUGUGUUUAUCAAGAAAGACAUGGAUGGGAGAGACCAGGGUGGUUCAAGACCAAUACCAAACCAGAGGUUAAGGACUAUGACUAUUAUGGAUCAUAUGACAAAGAAAACCACAAGGAUUACAUCUACAGAGACCUCUUGGAUGCAGAGUAUACGUUUGACUACCCUCCCCAUCAUGACGUAAUUGGACAAGAGUGUUCAGGCUGUAGAAAUAGAGUAGCAAUAUUCAACAUGUCUUACUUUGCUAAGUACUACUUGACUGGACCAGACUCACAAAAAGCUGUUGACUGGAUAUUUACUGCAAACAUGCAGAAACCCCCAGGCAGCACCACAUACACCUGUAUGGUAAAUAAAGAUGGCGGAGUAGAAGCUGAUCUGACAGUCAGUGUCCUGUCAAGUGAAGAUGGAUCCUCUGUAGUCAAACCAAAAUUUGAAGGUGAUGGGUUUUAUUUAGCCAUUGGUGGUGGUAUCGGCGAACACAGUUGGAAUCAUAUCCGAAACAUCUUGGCUGAAAAGCAAUUCAACGUCCAGCUAGAUGACCACACUAAUGACAUGGGGAUGCUUAGUGUUCAGGGACCUAAAAGUCUGGAAGUACUACAAUCAAUCACAGAUUCUGACCUCAGCUUAGAGGCUUUUCCAUUUUCAACUCAUAAGGUCAUCAACAUUGCUGGUCACUAUGUUCAAGUCUUACGUCUGACCUUUGUAGGAGAGCUUGGCUUUGAACUUCACAUUCCACGGGAUUCCUGUGUCUCUGUUUACCGAGCAGUCCUGGAAGCAGGCAAGAACUUUGGAAUCACCAAUGCUGGUUAUCGAGCAAUUGAUUCUUUAAGUGCAGAAAAGGGGUACAAACAUUGGCACCAGGACCUCCGCCAUGAUGACACACCCCUCGAGGCAGGCUUAGGUUUUACAUGUAAACUAAAGACAGAUACCCCCUUUCUGGGAAGAGAUGCUCUGGAGAAGCAGAAAUCCGAAGGAUUGAAAAAGAAACUGGUUUGCUUUACAAUAGAGGAACCAAAAGCUCUCCUAGGACUAGAAGCAAUCCGCCGCAAUGAAGAAGUGGUUGGUUUYAUCCGUCGUGGCGACUUUGGUUUUGCGAUUAAUAAAAGCAUUGCUUAUGGCUAUGUCAAAGACCCUAAUGGUCAAACUAUAAAUAAUACUUACCUUAAAGAAGGAACAUAUACUCUAGAAUCAAUGGGAGAAAUCUUCCCUGYGCAGGUACACCUAAAGCCGCCAUUUGACCCUAAGAAUUUGCGUGUGAAAGGACAGUAUAGCUAGAAUUGUAGAUUAAGAAUUGAUUCUUAAUUUUGUACAAUUAUCAAUAUUAUUAUAAUAAUAUUAUAAUUGCAUUAGAAAUGACUGAUAUUCACUUUAUAUGCAACUGUCAUAUAAAUCGAAUCAAAUAUAGAAAAUUAUUUGUAGGAUAUUUUUAUAAAUUUAAAUAUUUUUUUCAYGCUACUAAUCUGUGAAUUUUUGGCAAAACUGUAUUAUACUAUCAUAAUGUUGUCUGUGGCAAUAAAAUGUUGUACAUUAAACUGAUACUGGGU
Messenger RNA from Exaiptasia diaphana, 3084 nucleotides. RefSeq names its product sarcosine dehydrogenase, mitochondrial. NCBI's taxonomy places the organism in Eukaryota, Metazoa, Cnidaria, Anthozoa, Actiniaria, Aiptasiidae. The record is from RefSeq and is a predicted model, not a curated record. Gene Ontology annotation, cellular component: mitochondrion. The transcript has 15 exons. The coding region runs from base 74 to 2815 and encodes 913 amino acids. Gene Ontology annotation, molecular function: oxidoreductase activity; protein binding.